AAUUUCUUGUUUCUUUUUCCCCACCUUCUACUGGCUACAGGGUUUCAGUCUCUGAAUCCUAUUCGAUAACCUUCCUGUUUGGGUUUCGCAUCCUUAAACUACCCCACUGUCACUACUUACUUCUGUGGUUUUUGUGCUCUGGAAAAAAGAAGACAUGUACAUCAAAGAGGUUUGCUUGGAGGGAUUCAAGUCAUACGCCACGAGGACAGUAGUUCCAGGUUUUGAUCCCUACUUCAAUGCCAUCACUGGACUCAACGGUUCGGGAAAGUCGAACAUUCUUGAUUCCAUAUGCUUUGUCUUGGGAAUCACAAAUCUGCAGCAGGUCCGGGCUUCGAAUCUUCAGGAGCUUGUCUACAAGCAGGGUCAGGCUGGAAUUACCAAAGCCACCGUCUCAAUUGUGUUCGACAAUUCUGAUCGAAGUCGAAGUCCUCUUGGAUAUGAAGAUUGCCAAGAGAUCACAGUCACGCGACAGAUUGUAGUGGGUGGAAGGAACAAGUACCUCAUCAACGGACACCUUGCUCAGCCAUCUCGGGUCCAAAAUCUAUUCCAUUCAGUGCAGCUGAAUGUUAAUAAUCCACACUUCCUCAUAAUGCAAGGGCGCAUUACCAAAGUUUUGAACAUGAAACCCCCAGAGAUCUUAUCUAUGCUUGAAGAGGCUGCCGGGACGAGGAUGUAUGAGACAAAGAAGGAGGCUGCUCUGAAGACACUUGAGAAGAAGCAAAGCAAGGUUGAUGAGAUUGAUAAGCUUCUUGACCAGGAAAUACUUCCUGCUUUGGAGAAACUGAGGAAAGAAAGGAUGCAGUAUAUGCAGUGGGCUAAUGGGAAUGCAGAAUUAGAUCGACUUAGAAGGUUCUGCAUUGCAUAUGAAUUUAUUCAGGCUGAGAAGAUAAGAGAUAGUGCAGUCAAUGGAGUGGAACAGAUGAAAGCCAGUAUUGCUGAGAUUGAUGACCAUGCAGAACACAUGCAGCUGGAGAUAAAAGAAAUGGAGACAAAAAUAUCACAUUUGACUGCUGAAAAAGAAGCAGCAAUGGGUGGAGAAGUAAAAACAUUAUCGGAUAAGGUAGAUGCCCUUUCUCAUGUUCUUGUGAAGGAAACAUCUGUUCUGCACAACCAAGAGGAAUCUCUCAGGGCUGAGAGAAAUAAUGCUGAACAGAUUGCUAAAAGUAUUGAAGACCUUAAAAAAUCUGUUGAAGAGAGGGAAUCAGCUGUAAAACAAGCUGAAGAUGGAGCAGCAGAUCUGAAAAAGAGAGUUGAGGAUCUUUCUAAGAAAUUGGAAAAGUAUGAAGGAGAUUAUCAGGGUAUCCUUGCUGGUAAAAGCUGUGGGAGUGAUGAGAUAUGCCUUGAGGAUCAAUUAGGUGAUGCCAAAACUGCAGUUGGAGGUGCUGAAACAGAACUUAAACAGCUGAAAACAAAAAUAAGCCAUUGUGAGAAAGAGCUAAAGGAGAAAAAGCAGCAGUUGAUGUCAAAACGUGAAGAAGCUGUUGCCACAGAAAAUGAGCUUAAUGUUAGAAAGAAAGAUGUUGAAAAUGUUAGAAUGGCACUGGAAUCUGUUAAUUAUAAAGAGGGCGAGAUGGAAGACUUACAAAAGGAUCGAUUGGCUGAGUUAGAGAUGGUGCAAAAGUUGAGGGAUGAAGCUCGAAUUCUUUCAGCACAACUGGCAAAUGUUGAUUUCACGUACCGUGAUCCUGAGAAAAAUUUUGACCGGUCAAAGGUGAAGGGUGUUGUUGCUAAGCUCAUAAAAGUGAAGGAUAGCUCUACAAUGACUGCAUUGGAGGUUGCUGCUGGUGGCAAGUUAUUUAAUGUUGUUGUAGACACAGAAAAUACAGGAAAGCAACUGCUCCAAAAUGGUCGCCUUCAAAGAAGAGUAACGAUUAUACCUUUGAACAAAAUCCAAGGCCACCCUGUUCCCCCAAGGGUUCUGCAUGCUGCUGCUAGAUUGGUUGGUGAUGAAAAUGCUGAGCUGGCUCUUUCAUUGGUUGGAUAUGAUAAAGACGUGAAGGCUGCAAUGUUGUUUGUUUUCGGUUCAACUUUCGUCUGCAGAAGUCUUGAUGCUGCGAAAGAGGUUGCUUUUAAUAGGGAAACCUGCACCCCAAGUGUAACUCUUGAAGGUGAUAUUUUUCAGCCAAGUGGUCUUUUGACUGGUGGUAGUCGCAAAGGUGGAGGUGAAUUGUUGAGGCAACUACAUACACUGGCAGAGGCUGAAGCAAAGCUUUCCGUUCAUCAGAACAGAUUAACAGAAAUUGAAGCCAAGAUUGCACAGCUCCUGCCUCUUCAAAGGAAGUUCAUGGAUCUUAAAUCGCAGUUGGAGCUGAAGUUAUAUGACCUUUCGCUGUUCCAGAGUAGAGUUGAGCAGAAUGAGCAUCAUAAGCUUGCUGAGCUAGUUAAAAAGAUCGAGCAUGAGCUUGAAGAAGCACAUCUGGAAAAAAAAGAAAAACAAGUUUUGUAUGAAAACUGUGUAUCUACUGUAAGAUUGCUUGAGAGCACGAUCAGAGAGAACUCUAGCAAGCGGGAUAGCUUGCUCAAAGAUUUAGAGGAAAAGAUCAAGGCAAUAAAGGCCGAGAUGCAGUCAGCUUCAAAAGACCUCAAGGGACAUAAAAAUGAAAGAGAAAGGCUUAUUAUGGAAAAAGAGGCUGUCAUGAAGGAGCAUGUCUCCAUGGAGAAUCAAUUGGUUCAGUUGCAGCAGCAGGUCAAUAGUCUUGAGUCAGAAGUGGAGAACCAUAGAGGAAGGGUUGCAUCAAUAAAGUCUGACCAUGAUCAAGUUCAAUCUGAGCUGAGUUCUGUCCGCUCAAAGUUGAAAGAAUGUGAUUCUCAAAUUAGUCACAUUGCCAAAGAACAGGCGAAGCUUCAACACAAACUUAGUGAUGAAAAACUGGAGAGGAAGAAGAUGGAGAAUGAAGUGAAGCGUAUGGAAAUGGAGCAGAAAGAUUGUUCUCUGAAGGUAGAUAGACUACUUGAGAAGCACAGCUGGAUUUUAGCGGAAAAACAACUUUUUGGAAAAAGUGGCACCGAUUACGAUUUCUCUGCUCGUGACCCUCGUAAAGCAAGGGAGGAACUGGAAAAGCUGCAAGCUGAGCAAUCAGGUCUCGAGAAGAGAGUCAACAAGAAAGUUAUGGCAAUGUUUGAAAAAGCAGAAGAUGACUACAAUGAAUUGAUAAGCAAGAAAAACAUCAUUGAAAAUGACAAGUCUAAAAUCAAGAUGGUGAUUGAAGAGCUGGAUGAGAAAAAGAAGGAAACCUUAAAAGUCACAUGGGUUAAAGUUAACACUGACUUUGGAUCCAUCUUUUCUACCUUAUUACCGGGCACAAUGGCAAAGCUGGAGCCUCCUGAAGGAUGUAGUUUCUUAGAUGGUCUGGAGGUUCGUGUUGCUUUUGGAAGUGUGUGGAAGCAGUCCUUGUCAGAGCUUAGUGGAGGGCAACGGUCACUUCUGGCACUUUCUCUCAUUUUGGCACUGCUUCUCUUCAAACCAGCACCUCUUUACAUACUUGAUGAGGUUGAUGCAGCUCUUGAUUUGAGUCACACACAGAACAUUGGAAGGAUGAUCAAGGCUCACUUCCCACAUUCUCAGUUCAUUGUGGUCUCUCUGAAAGAAGGCAUGUUCAAUAAUGCCAAUGUCCUCUUCCGGACUAAAUUUGUAGAAGGUGUCUCCACUGUCCAGAGAACAGCCAUGUCAAAACAGAGCAAGUAAUUUCUGUGGUCUGCUGGAGAUUCUAUAAUGAACUUGGUAAAAUCCCAGUAGCAACUAAACCCAAUUGCAUGUGUUGAAAUAUUUUUCCUUGUGGUAAUAUGCUCUAGUCCUUUUAAAAAUAAUAAAAAAAACUCGUAUGUGGACAUUACACUCAACUGUAGCUGUUGAUUUGGAGCCUUGGUUAAAGAGUGCCAUCUCAAUGUUGUUUUUUGGGUAUUCUAUAUCAUGAUAUGCACCUCUUUUC
This is a messenger RNA of Telopea speciosissima, 3929 nucleotides long. RefSeq names its product structural maintenance of chromosomes protein 2-1-like. Gene Ontology annotation, cellular component: chromosome. Gene Ontology annotation, molecular function: protein binding; ATP binding; ATP hydrolysis activity. The coding region runs from base 155 to 3685 and encodes 1176 amino acids. Lineage: Eukaryota; Viridiplantae; Streptophyta; Magnoliopsida; Proteales; Proteaceae. The transcript has 20 exons. Gene Ontology annotation, biological process: chromosome organization. The record is from RefSeq and is a predicted model, not a curated record.